AUGGGGUGCACUCACUCUGUGUACAAGAAGAAGAAAUCAACCAUUCAUGAAGUAGUUGUGUUAACUCCGUCAAUCCGAAUUCCAGUGCAAUCUGAUCUUCAAAGAGCACUUAAAGGGUUGAUUCCGAAGGAUCUUGCUGAUAAAUUGUCUUCCUUGAGGAACCAGAUUGUGUUGGUAGCAGAAGAUACUGAUGGAUCAGCUAUAGCUGAAUUGCGGCGAGCUUUGAAUGAAUACUUAUCUGUUCUCAUUGGACUUACUAAGAAAGAGUUUGGUCUUGAGGGACUAAUAGAAUUCAAGUGGAAAAACUUUGAAGAUGGAAGACAAGACAGUAGUAUAGCAAAUGUGUGGUUUGAGGUGUUAUCUUCUGUUCACUUUAUGGCUAUGCUGACACUUUCUGAGGCUGAUUCACUGAUGAUCCCGAAAGACAGUUCAGACUCUGGAUUCAGGGUUGUGUCUUCAGAUAGCAAAAGGGAAGCAGUUGAUUUGUUAAUCAAAGCAUCGGGGUACUUGGAGUUCUGUGUUAGGCAAAUUCUUCCUCAAAUACCAUUUGAAAACAGCAAAGUUUUGCCACAUGAUUUGCAGGAGGGUGUAUUGGAGGCUAUAGCUAUUCAAGCACUAGGCCAGGGAACUGAAAUUCAGCUUGGAUUUGCUGUGGAGAGUCAAAAAGCUACUUUGUCUGUGAAAAGGAGGUUGGCAUGUGAGCAGCUCACUUACUUUACUCAGGCCUAUCACUGCUUAUCAGGAUGUGACUUCAACCAAGGACAUGGAAAGAAGCAUCUCAGGUUCAUCAAAUGGAAAUUCCUUGAAUCCAAGGCUGCAGCAUACUACUACCAUGGUCUAAUCCUCGACAAGGGUAACGAACCGAGCUGUCACAUUGUCGCUGUGUCUUGUUUUCUUGCCGCAGAAGAACUUCUGGUCGAAAGCAAAAAGGCCGGUUUGAGUUUUUGUCUUGCAGCUCCAGUCACAAGAGCUCCUCCACCAUGGGGUGUUAUGAAACUUCUACAUCAGAAAAUUCCUGAAGUUGCUUCAAAGAAGUAUCAAAUGUAUGGAUAUCUUCUAGAGCAAGAAAAGGGUCUCCAAGCAUUGCCAGACCUACCUGAGUUUCAAUUAUCAUUGCAUCCAGAUGACUAUGAACUGCCUGAAAUUGAUCCAGUAUGGGAUACUAAAAAUUGGGAAACUUUAGGACAACCAUUGAAAGAGCAUCUUAGAGAUUGUGAUGAGAAAUCAACUGAUUGA
Lathyrus sativus (Indian pea) is the source of this 1236-nucleotide messenger RNA. Lineage: Eukaryota; Viridiplantae; Streptophyta; Magnoliopsida; Fabales; Fabaceae. The record is from the annotation of a GenBank genome assembly.